Messenger RNA from Arabidopsis arenosa, 1915 nucleotides. Lineage: Eukaryota; Viridiplantae; Streptophyta; Magnoliopsida; Brassicales; Brassicaceae. The record is from the annotation of a GenBank genome assembly.
AAAGAGAAGUCACAUGUUCCUUCUUCUUCAUCCCCAAAACAAAAAAAGCAAAACCCUAGAUCCGAGAUCAGACCCAAUCGGUGAGAAAUGAAGAGAGAUCUUCAUCAAUUUCAAGGUCGAUUGUCCAACCACAACCACGGGACUUCUUCUUCUUCAUCAUCUUUACCCAUUUCUAAAGAUAAGAUGAUGAUGGUGAAAAAAGAAGAAGACGGUGGUAACAUGGAUGAUGAGCUUCUCGCUGUUUUAGGUUACAAAGUUAGGUCAUCGGAGAUGGCGGAGGUUGCUUUGAAACUCGAGCAAUUAGAGACGAUGAUGGGUAAUGUUCAAGAAGAUGGUUUAUCUCAUCUCGCUACAGAUACUGUUCAUUAUAAUCCAUCGGAGCUUUAUUCUUGGCUUGAUAAUAUGCUCUCUGAGCUUAAUCCUCCUCCGCCUGGUUCUCACGGUUUAGAUCCGAUUCUUCCUCUGCCGGUCGCCGGAGAUUCUUCAACUAUUACCUCGAUUGGUGGUUUUCCGGCUUCCGAUUAUGACCUCAAAGUCAUUCCUGGUAACGCGAUUUAUCAUCAGAAUCAAUUUCCGGCGAUUGAUUCUUCGUCUUCGUCGAAUAAUCAGAACAAGCGUUUGAAAUCAUGCUCGAGUCCUGAUUCAAUGGUUACAUCAACCUCAACGGCGACACAGAUUGGUGGAGUUAUAGGCACGACGGUAACAACAACAACAACGACGGCGGCUGAGUCAACUCGGUCUGUUAUCCUGGUUGACUCACAAGAGAACGGUGUUCGUUUAGUUCACGCGCUUAUGGCUUGUGCUGAAGCAAUCCAGCAGAACAAUCUGACUCUAGCGGAAGCUCUGGUGAAGCAAAUCGGAUGCUUAGCUGUGUCUCAAGCCGGAGCUAUGAGAAAAGUCGCUACUUAUUUCGCUGAAGCUCUUGCACGGCGGAUCUACCGUCUCUCUCCGCCGCAGAAUCAAAUCGACCAUUCUCUCUCCGAUACUCUUCAGAUGCACUUUUAUGAGACUUGUCCUUAUCUUAAAUUCGCUCACUUUACGGCGAAUCAAGCGAUUCUUGAAGCUUUUGAAGGUAAGAAGAGAGUUCAUGUCAUUGAUUUUUCUAUGAACCAAGGUCUUCAAUGGCCUGCGCUUAUGCAAGCUCUUGCGCUUCGAGAAGGAGGUCCUCCAACUUUCCGGUUAACCGGAAUUGGUCCGCCGGCGCCGGAUAAUUCUGAUCAUCUUCACGACGUUGGCUGUAAAUUAGCUCAGCUUGCGGAGGUGAUUCACGUCGAAUUCGAAUACCGUGGAUUCGUCGCUAACAGCUUAGCCGAUCUUGAUGCGUCGAUGCUUGAACUUAGACCGAGUGAAACGGAAGCUGUUGCGGUUAACUCUGUUUUUGAGCUCCAUAAACUCUUAGGUCGUCCCGGUGGGAUAGAGAAAGUCCUCGGUGUUGUGAAACAGAUUAAACCGGUGAUUUUCACGGUGGUUGAGCAAGAAUCGAACCAUAACGGACCGGUAUUCUUAGACCGGUUUACUGAAUCGUUACAUUACUAUUCGACUCUGUUUGAUUCGUUGGAAGGAGUUCCAAGUAGCCAAGACAAAGUCAUGUCUGAAGUUUACUUAGGGAAACAGAUUUGCAAUCUUGUGGCUUGUGAAGGUCCUGACCGGGUCGAGAGGCAUGAAACGCUGAGUCAAUGGGGAAACCGGUUUGGUUCGUCCGGUUUUGCGCCGGCAAAUCUCGGGUCUAACGCGUUUAAGCAAGCGAGUAUGCUAUUGUCAGUGUAUAAUAGUGGCCAAGGUUAUCGUGUGGAGGAGAAUAAUGGAUGUUUGAUGUUGGGUUGGCACACUCGCCCGCUCAUUACCACCUCCGCUUGGAAACUCUCGGCGGCGGCGCACUGAGUUUGGCUGGAUGCUCACGGUGGUGAUAUGGUGA